GGCCUUCAGUUACAGUCGCCAUUUUGUCGUCGUCGUUAACGGGCAGAGAAGGACGACAGAAAUAUCUAAACCACGACUCCCGGCGUUAUUUCUCACCGAGUCAGGGCAGAACAGAUCGCUACAUGAGUUCAUGGACUGCCUGCUAAUCAAUGGUUAUGGUAUUUACAAGCCCGGUGUAGGUUUUCCCGCGUCGCUCAGCUCAAAGAUGGACGACAAAGCGGCGAGGGAAGACGCCUGCCGGGAGUACCAGUCCUCUCUGGAAGACCUCACCUUCAACAGCAAGCCGCACAUCAACAUGCUGACCAUCCUGGCCGAGGAAAACCUCAACUUCGCCAAGGAUAUCGUCGCUAUUAUUGAAGCGCAAAUAAGCAAGGCCCCAUCUGCCGAGAAGCUUCCAGUUUUGUACUUAGUGGAUUCCAUAGUGAAGAAUGUUGGAGGAGAGUACCUUGCAGUGUUUGCUAAAAACCUAAUCACUUCAUUUAUAUGUGUCUUUGAAAAGGUGGAUGAAAACACUAGAAAGAGUCUGUUCAAGUUACGAUCGACGUGGGACGACGUGUUUCCUCUGAAGAAGCUGUACGCGCUGGACGUCCGGGUCAACUCUGUGGACCCGGCCUGGCCCAUCAAGCCGCUGCCGCCGACCGUCAACGCCGGCGCCAGCAUUCACGUCAACCCCAAGUUUUUAAAACAGAAUGAGGAGGCGUCCUCUGCGCAGCCUGUCCCCGCCCAGCCGGCGCCACCAGCAGCGCCCGCUCCGCAGCCGGUGCCCGCCGUCAGCCAGUGCAGCCUGACCCAGGAGCAGCUGAUCCGACAGCAGCUGCUGGCCAAACAGAAACAGCUUCUGGAGCUGCAGCAGAAGAAGAUCGAGCUGGAGCUGGAGCAGACCAAAGCACAGCUGGUCGGUGGUUUUGUGUUACCAACAUCGACAGCGGUCUCCACUCCAGCGGCGCCGAAGCCAGUCAGCCAGGCGGCUCCUGCGGUCCGACCCUGGAUCCCUCCUCAGACUCAGGCGGACGCCAAGCCGCCCACCAGAGACCCGCGUCUGAACCGCGCCGGCCCGCCCGCCGCCGCCUCCCAGUCCAAAGAACAUCCUGCUGGGAAGAAAGCGGACGCGACGUCAACAGGAAGUCCUCUUGUGACACCUGAGAAGUCCACCCGGCCAGACAAGGCCAGAACCCAGAGGAAAGACGUGCUGGAGGAGAAACCCAAGUCCAAGUCUCCGUCUCCGAUGGCCAAAAGUGUCCAGAGUAAAAACAGACAGGCGGAGGCGGAGCUUCAGAAGUCAGCAGACGGCACAAAGAAAGAUCCCAGGCUGAAGAAACGCACGCAGGACAAGACCGGGGAGGCCAAAGACGACGAGCUGAAGGAGAAGAAAAGAUGCACCGACAAGAAGGAGCGAGAGGAGGCGCCACGGGGAGCAGAGCCUCUGAGGUCCAGCAAGGGGAAGCUGGUCAACGGCGCGGUGACCAAACACGACCGCGAGGAGUCCUCAGAGAAGGCUGAGUUCAAGGCCGGAGGCAACGCACGAACACACGCCAGGAAACGCACCCGCUCGCGCUCCAGGUCGCCCUCGCCGAAGAGGAAGGACAGGCGGUCGCCCAAGAGCAGAACCAGGAGCAGCUCCCUGUCCCCGUCGCCAUCUCACAAGCCCGGCAAGCCCAGGAGGAUCCGCGCGGAAGAACCAGAACACGGCAAGCCCAGUCGAGAGGACCGGCUCGCGCCAAAGAAGAUCCAAUCAGAAAGCAGGAGGUCGAAGAGGCCGGCGGAGGAGCGGCACUCGGAGUCCAGAGACUCUCACUCCCCGCGGAGCCAUGACGGAGGCAGCAAGGACGCCAAGGACGCUCCUCACCGCUGGAGGAGCGGCUGGGAGGAGAACAAACAUCCGAAGCUGCCGGAGGACUCUCAUGUGAAGCCGGGACCUCAGAGACACAAACAGUACGGCCCCCAGGCCGCUCGCCCCGCCACCCCCCGGACCCCGAAGCAUCGCCUCAGCGUGGACGCCAACCUGCAGAUACCUGAAGUCCUCAACUCCGCCUCCAAGAAGGACCUGCUCAGGAGGGCCAGCAAGCGUCUGGAGAGCGGCGAGAUUUCCCAGGAGGACUUCCUGAACAUGGCCCAUCAGAUCAAACACUUCUUCCAGUACCGGGAGGAGAAGCAGCAGCACACGGACGGCUGGGACGAGUCCGGCAGCUUCUCCGCCAAGAAACAGCCGCUGCUGACCACGCCCCCCUCGGGUCAGCCCCGCCCCCACGACGCCAUGGACCCGGCGGAGCUGUCGUACUACGAGCACAAGUCCAAGCUGAGGAAGACGCAGGUCACCCGCCGGGCCGCCGGGGAGGAGUGGGAGGGCGAGGAGAGUCCAGAGGAGGCCGAGGAAGGGGUGCCGGGUGACAAGAUAGGCGGGCGGAGCGCCGCACACCAGCCGCCACAUAAAUACAGCCGGGCGCCACGGGACAGGCUAGGUGAGCGGCGAAGUAAAGAGCGCGAAGAGCCUCGGCCGCCGCUCGGCCCCAUGAUCGAGGAGUACAACCACGGCAAAGAGUUCCCCACCCUGAAAUCUCUACCCAACCUUCGCUUCAGGAGGCGAGCCGACCCCAGAGAGUCCAGUGAGAGGGAGUGGAACUCGCCGCUGACUGAGCGCCAGCGUUUCGACGAGCGCGAGGAGCAGAAGAGCGGCUACGACGCUCCUCGCAGGUACGGCCCACACGCGGACUCCAGACACCCCGACCCACGGAGGCCGGAGGGGCCCCUACCCUCGGGCACCGUGGUCCACAGGAACUGUUCGAGCCCGGCCGGUCUGGACGCCCCGGCCCCGAGGUUCGAGCGCGAGCGCCUGUCUCCUUUACACCAGAAGGACUCGGCGGAGGUGAGCCCGGUGCCACGCUUCGAGAGUCCCAACAGUGAGCACUCUGACGACGGGCCCCUCAAUCUGGAUGUCCCCCCUGCUCACCCUCCCCCCAAAUCCAUCCUCAAGGCGCCGGCUCGUGGAGGCCCCCUGUCUUCUGUCCGACAGCACAGCGACUCUCCAGGACACACGCCACCUCACGACGGAGGACACCCCCCCUUCAGGUUCGAGGGGCCCGGACACAUGGGCCCCUCCAGACCGCACCCUCCCGGGUGGUACGAAGGUGGUGGCCCCGGGCGCUUUGAUGAUUCGGCCCGGUUCGAUGGGCCUCACCACUCGGGCCCCGGCAGAUUUGAUGGUGGGGGACCGCCUCAUCACAACAUGCCAGAGAGGUUUGAUGGGCCCGGGCAGUGCGACGGGCCCCACAUGCCUCACGGUCCAAUGAGAGGCGGAGACUGUAUUGGGCGGUUUGACGGUCCGCCUCACCCUCAGGGCCCUGGGAGGUUUGAUGGUCCGAUCGGACAGCCGCACCCUGUUAGGUUUGAGGGACAGGGGCCCGGACCGGGUCACUUUGAUGGUCCUAUGCCACGCUUUAACAACAUGGCCCCUGGUCCUGGAUCUGGACCGCUGGGCUUCCAGCAGCCGCGGGCUAUGCGCUUUGAGGGCCCUCCAAACCAGAUGGGCACGAUGAGGUUUGAAGGCCCCGGUCCGAUGAUCUUUGAUGGCCCCGUCCAGCAAGGGCCCAGGUUUGACAUACCCAAUGUGCCACAUCAGGGUGGGCCCCCCAUCUACGAGUGCGCCCCUGGGCAGCAAGGCCCCCCGAGGUUUGCUCCCCAACACAACAUGCAGCCCCCCAUGAGGCCCAUGGCUCCUCCCAUCUAUGAAAAUCCAAUGGCGGCCCCCCAGCAGAACUUCAACCCCCAGCGUUUCCAGGAGCCCAUGAACCCUCAGUUCCCUUCGGGGCCCAUGGUGUUUCCAGCUCAGCCGAACCUGCAGCAGGCGGGAAACUUCAACAUGCAGCCGGCCCCGCCCUUCAGCCAGCCGGCCCCCGGCCCCUUCUACAACCCCGCUGGCUCCGCCGGCAUGCAGCCACCGGUGAACAUGAUGGCGAGCCUCGGCCAGCCCUUCCUGCCUCAGAACCCGGUGCCUUUCAGACCGCAGCCUCCGCAGGUCGUCCCUCCGGAGAACCACUUCGGGCAGGUUGACGUCAACGACCUGCUGUCCAAACUCAUCUCCAACGGCAUCAUCAAACCCUCGCAGCCCGACGCCGCGCCGGCCGCCGACACCGAAUCUUCUUCUGCGGCUCCGGCAGCUCCGGCGGCGGCGGCGGAGGAGGAGGAAGAGGAGGAGCCGGAGGUGGAGGAGGACGACUUCCCGGACCUCACCAGCUUCAACAUCGACGACAUGAAACAGCGCUAUGACAGCGUGGUGACCAAGCUGUACUCGGGGAACCAGUGCUGCCUCUGCAGCAUGAGGUUCACCGCCGCUCAGACCGACCUGUACGCCGACCACCUGGACUGGCACUUCAGACAGAACCACGCCGGGAAGGUCGCCAGCAAGAAGAUCACUCACCGCCGCUGGUACUACACACUCAGGGACUGGAUCGAGUUCGAGGAGAUCGCCGACCUGGAGGAGCGGGCCAAGAGUCACUUCUUCGAGAAGGAGAACGAGGAGGAGGUUCAGAAGAGCCAGGCGGCCGCCAAGGAGAAGGAGUUCCAGAGCGUGAAGGCCACCAAGGACCAGGUGGGAGAGUCGUGUGAAAUCUGCCAGGAGCCGUUUGAGACGUACUGGGUGGAGGAGGAGGAGGACUGGUUCCUGAAGAACGCCGUCAGGGUCGACGACAAGAACUUCCACCCCUCCUGCUUUGAGGAUUAUAAAAACACGUCUUCGUACCUCGACGUCACGCCGUCGCCCAACAGGGUGCUCACUGAACACCCGCUGAGCGCCUUCAUCAAGAAGGAGGAAGACGAGGAGGAGGAGGAGGAGGAGUCUUCCUGUGCUGUCGCUGCUGCCGCCGCCGCCGCCGCCAAACAGGAAGUAGCGUCUGAGGCCAGCGAGCUUCCUGAUGUGAAGAAAGAGGAGGAGCCGGAGGUUUUAACUCAAGUGCAAUCUGAUGAGAGUAAAGCGUAACGCUGCUGCUGCCUCGCCGUCCCUCCGUUUCCCGGAGCAGGCGGCGUUUUUUUUGUUUUGUUUUUUUUAAGCGUGCGGAGGCCGGGUCCUCGGCAACAAUAACCCUCAAUACAUUUUUGUAUUUGGAUUCUGCGCGACCAUUUCAGGUCUGCCGAACUGAAAGUGUUUAUAAAGAGAGAAAUGUUUUGUUUCCUGCGGGGCUGAGAUGUAAAUGAGUUAAUUUAUAAAUUAAAGUAUUUUUUGGUAUCUCUGGUGUAACGCUGAUUGAGCCUGUCGGCCUGGACUCAGCCGGGUUCAUUGAUUUGAUUGGUUGGUUUAUCGGUGGGUAGUUGCAGGUGUUGUUUCAGGCUGCGUUUAAAGGUAAGCAUCAUCUGAUUGGACGACUGAAGACUCCAGCCGCUCUUCAGGAAGCGUCUCUGCGGAGGAUCCACGUCUGUCCGUUGUUUUUCUUUGCUCGAGUUGAUUUUCAAUAAAAGAGUCUGAAAGUGGUCGGCGUGAGCGGUGACUGGUUUAUUGUCACGUAGGUUUCACAAGUUGAAAUAAAGGUUCAGUGGAUUCAAA
Micropterus salmoides (largemouth bass) is the source of this 5533-nucleotide messenger RNA. RefSeq names its product PCF11 cleavage and polyadenylation factor subunit (gene pcf11). The transcript has 17 exons. Gene Ontology annotation, molecular function: mRNA binding; RNA polymerase II complex binding. Gene Ontology annotation, biological process: termination of RNA polymerase II transcription. The coding region runs from base 131 to 4972 and encodes 1613 amino acids. Gene Ontology annotation, cellular component: mRNA cleavage factor complex; cytoplasm. Lineage: Eukaryota; Metazoa; Chordata; Actinopteri; Centrarchiformes; Centrarchidae. The record is from RefSeq and is a predicted model, not a curated record.